AAAACCAAAGAAGCCCCAGCGAAAACUCAGAAGCUCUCUCCAAGAAUCUAAAAAGUUUCUCGUAUUGCGCGUGCUUACACUCGCAUUUCCUUUUUUUUUUUUUUUUUCCCCCUUUUUUUUUUCUUUUUUUUUUUUUUUUUUGUCUGUUUUGUUUUGAGGUUCCUGAUAUUGCUUCCUCUUUCCUUCAACCUUUGGAUCCCCAUUCGCCACUGUGUCUCACUCCUCGAGCAAAGAAAACAGCUACACUUCGCUGCCCUAACGUCGUUGUUUUGCCCUAACCCAUUGCCAGCUCCAUUGAAGUGCAGCAAAGGAAUGCAUUAUGGAGACUGCAAGAUCAGGAUUUCAUAAAUUUAGAACAGAGUUUUGGGCUUUUUGGUAUUGCCCAUCUGGUUAGAUUUCAUGACUGAUUCGAAAGGAAUUAUGGCUCUUCAGAAGUUUGUUCCUUCUGGUGAUGCACCUUCUGUUAGUAUGAAACCUUUGAGUUUCUCCAGUAAGAUGCACGAGAACAAUCGACUUGCUGAUAUGGAGACCAAUCGUGAUGUGGAGCCUGAUGUAGAUAUUGAUCUUAGAGAAGUUUAUUUUCUCAUUAUGCAUUUUCUUUCAGCUGGGCCUUUUCCUAGAACUUUUGGACAGUUCUGGAAUGAACUUCUUGAACAUCAAUUGUUACCUAGAAGAUUUCAUGCUUGGUAUUCAAGGAAUGGUGCACAUAGUGGGGAUGAGAAUGAUGAUGGCAUGUCCUUCCCAUUGAGUUAUGAUAUGUUGGUGGAGAGGUAUUCUCAUAUUGAAAAGGAUCACCUGGUAAAGCUUUUGAAGCAGUUGAUUCUAAGUAUUGCCCCACCUUCACGGGGUGUGGGUGGUGGAAACAUUUCUAAUGCUGGUGAUGUACCUACUCUUGUGGGAAUGGGAUCAUUUUCACUUCUUAAUUAUGAUAGGGAUAAAGGAAGCAAUGAAAUGAAGCGCCCCCCUUCUUACAUGCGUUGGCCUCAUAUGAAAGCUGAUCAAGUUCGUGGGCUAAGUUUGAGGGAAAUUGGAGGAGGUUUUGCUCGGCACCAUCGUGCACCAUCGAUUCGUGCAGCAUGUUAUGCCAUUGCAAAACCAUCAACCAUGGUUAAGGCGAUGAAAAAUACCACGAGGCUAAGGGGACAUAGGAAUUCUGUGUAUUGUGCAAUAUUUGAUCGCUCAGGGAGAUAUGUUAUUACUGGUUCAGAUGAUCGUCUUGUAAAAAUCUGGUCAAUGGAAAAAGCAUAUUGCUUGGCCAGCUGCCGUGGGCAUGAAGGAGAUAUUACUGACCUCGCUGUGAGUUCCAAUAAUGCUUUGGUGGCAUCCUCGUCAAAUGACUGUAUCAUACGAGUUUGGCGCUUGCCAGAUGGACUGCCAAUUUCUACUUUAAGGGGACAUACUGGAGCAGUUACUGCCAUUGCAUUUAAUCCCAAACCUAGCUCUGUAUACAACCUUUUGUCCUCAUCAGACGACGGAACGUGUAGAAUUUGGGAUGCUAGAAACUCCCAGCUGAGUCCACAGAUUUACAUACCAAGGCCUUCAGAUUCUGCAGCUGGAAAAAACAGUGGCCCAUCAUCUAGCACAGUGGCACAAAACCAUCAAAUUUUUUGUUGUGCAUUUAAUGCUAAUGGAACAGUGUUUGUCACUGGUAGUUCUGACACUCUUGCAAGGGUGUGGAUUGCUUCUAAACCGAGCUCUGAUGACUCAAACCAACCAAAUCAUGAGAUUGAUGUGCUAUCUGGACACGAGAACGAUGUGAAUUAUGUACAGUUUAGUGGCUGUGCUGUAGCGUCUAAAUUUAUGACAGCUGACACCUUAAAGGAAGAAAACAUUCCAAAAUUCAAGAAUUCCUGGUUCACACAUGACAACAUAGUUACUUGUUCUCGUGACGGCAGUGCAAUUAUUUGGGCACCAAGAUCAAGGAGAUCUCAUGGAAAAGCUGGUCGGUGGCAACGAGCUUAUCAUCUCAAAGUUCCACCUCCUCCAAUGCCACCUCAACCUCCACGAGGAGGCCCUCGCCAGAGAAUUCUUCCAACUCCUCGUGGUGUUAAUAUGAUUGUUUGGAGCCUUGACAAUCGUUUUGUCCUUGCUGCUAUUAUGGAUUGCAGAAUAUGUGUAUGGAAUGCUUCUGAUGGUAGCUUAGUUCAUUCUCUAACAGGUCAUACUGAAUCUACAUAUGUUCUGGAUGUUCACCCUUUUAAUCCUCGGAUGGCUAUGAGUGCUGGCUAUGAUGGAAAAAUCAUAGUGUGGGAUAUAUGGGAAGGAAAACCAAUUUGGAAAGAUGAUAUUUCACGUUUCAAGCUGGUAGAUGGGAAGUUUUCACCGGAUGGGACAUCAAUUAUACUCUCUGAUGAUGUUGGUCAACUAUACAUAGUAUGCCCAGGCAAGGGGCAAUCUCAAAAAGAUGCAAAAUAUGAUCAGUUUUUCCUUGGUGAUUAUCGUCCCCUUAUUCAAGAUACCCAGGGAAAUGCACUUGACCAGGAAACUCAGCUUACACCAUACCGUCGGAAUCUUCAAGAUUUACUGUGUGACUCAGGCAUGAUACCAUAUCCUGAACCCUAUCAAAGUGCAUACCAGCAGAGACGAUUAGGAGCUCUGGGUAUUGAGUGGCGUCCUACUUCUCUGAAACUUGCUACUGGACCUGACUUUAGUCUAGAUCAGGAGUACCAAAUGCUACCCUUGGCAGACCUGGAUGUAUUAAUUGAUCCACUGCCAGAGUUUGUUGAUAUCAUGGAUUGGGAACCUGAACAUGAAAUGCAUAGUGAUGAUACUGAUUCCGAGUAUAAUGUUACUGAAGAUUACUCAACUGGAGGAGAGCAAGGAAGUUUAAAUUCCAAUUCCUCUGCUGAUCCUGGGUGCAGUGCAGAAGACAGUGAGAUUGAUGAUCAAAUGGAUGGACGUCGUAGAUCGAAAAGGAAAAAGCAAAAGGCCGAAAUUGAAAUCAUGACAUCUUCUGGAAGGCGUGUCAAAAGAAGAAAUUUGGAUGAGUGUGAUGGCAAUUCUGUCAGAAAUAACAAUGUUAGGAUGUCCAGAAAUGGUAGAAAAACUUCUAAGAGAAAAUCUUCCACGUCAAAGUCACUAAGACCUGAAAGAGCUGCUGCACGGAAAGCUCUUACUUUGUUUUCUAAAAUUACGGGUACCUCCACUGAUGGAGAAGAUGAAGAUGGCUUGGAAGGUGAUACAUCUGAGAGUGAAUCCAAUUUGCAAGAUUCAAACAUUGAGAGUGAUGGGUCAGAUAAAUAUUUACAAAAUGAACGAAGAAAGCAUUUGAAGGGAAAAGAAAUUUCACUGGAUCAGUCUGAGGACAUGAGUAAACCUCAUGGAGGUCAUGAAAUUCAUCUGAAUGGUGGAAAUAGGAGGAGAUUAGUUCUCAAAUUGCCAUUGCGGGACUCAAGUAAGUCUGUGGUUCUAGAGAGUAAUAUGUAUAAAGGGGAUAACCAGGCUGAUUUGGUGGGCCCAUCAUCUAAAGUUCCUCAGGGGACCAUUGAGAGAAAUGGAAACUUGGUAACUUCUCAGGAAUCAAGGUGUUCUCCUGAGGUAUGCAGCAAAAUUGAAAGAACAGGAGUACAGUUAGACAGUGUUGGUGAUCACUUAAAUUUGUCUGAAGGUUGCAAAAAUGGGGAAAUCAGAUGGGGUGGAGUUAGAGCUCGCACAUCGAAGCGUCUGAGAUUGGGUGAAGCCACGCCAUCUGAUGCAUUUGCCGGAACUAGUUUAUGUCUUGAUGCUCAUCAUCAAAAAGAGAAUAAUGUCAGUGCAUGCCAAAAAUCUGUAAAGGAUUGUGGUCCUAACUCCUCAGAUAUAGAUAACCGGAACUACGGGUUUAAGAUGGAUGAAGCGGUGAUAAUGGAUGGGAAAAAUAUGGGAGGUGGUACCUCCAAGGGUCUUAUUGAUUCAGGCAAUAGUAUAGAGCACUUAAGUUUCAGUGAACAAAGGGAUUAUGAUAAACCAUCAGAAACUAUUGACAUGACUGCUUCAAGGUCAACUUCUUCUGCCCAUGAUAAGAGCAGGACUGACCUUCUACAUGAACGAAAUGAGAACCUACCACUCAUCUCUACAAAGCUAAGGCUGAAGAGGACUAUAAUGGAUCCUAAAAGUCCUUGCAAACAAGAAAUGAAAUCCUUAGUAGAGAACUUGGAUGAUGGGAGAUGUAAUUCAUUGUAUGAAAGUGCUUUGGGCAAAGAACAGGAUUCAACAGUGCCUGAUGGUGAUACAAACAAGAGAAUUAAUUCAGAUCGUGGAAAUGGUGGUUCUCUAGAAUCUGACAAUCAAGAAGAAAAGAAUGCCAUGUCCACUAUACAGGACUCGGUGGAAUCUCAUUCACAGAAGAACAAAAUGUACUCUGCUGUUUACAGAAGAGCGAAGACUCAUAGAGGUACUAUUAAUGUAGAUGGUGAUGGUGAUGGAAAGGAUGAAAGCACUUCAAAUAUAAACAACAACAGUCUUAGAGUUGGAGACGAUAUCCAUGAAGACUCAAUUGAUAUAGCUCGCACGACACGAUCCAUUGGGUUGAAGGCCUUGACAGGUAGUCAGAAGCUUGUGCCUGAUGAUAAGAAGCUGGGUCAAGUACAUGAUUCAGGUUAUUCAUUUAGAAGUAACCAGAAUAGUUCCAUGAGCAGACGUCAAUUGCUGCAGGAAGAAUGGGGAUCAAGUUCAAAGGUGACAGUUGGACUGAGGUCUACCAGAAACAGGAGAGGUAAUUAUAGUACCCGUGAGACAAGUCCAGUAGAUAAAAGAAAGUCAAAUAAACCAUCAAAGAAAGGAUCAUGGCUGAUGCUGUCCACACAUGAGGAGGGCUCCAGAUAUAUUCCCCAGUUAGGGGAUGGAGUAGCAUAUUUGAGACAGGGGCAUCAAGAGUAUAUAGAACAAAAAGGUUCAAGAGUGUCUAGAGACUCAAGAGAAGACCCUCCUUGGAUAUCAAUGAAAGGAAGCAUACGCGCUGUGGAGUUUUGCAAAGUUGAAACUCUUGAGUAUUCUUCAGAAUCCGGAUCUGGGGACAGCUGCUGUAAAAUGACACUCAAAUUUGUAGAUCCUAGUUCCAGUGUGUUCGGUAAAACUUUUAAGUUAACCCUACCUGAAGUAACUGGCUUCCCUGACUUUCUUGUUGAGAAAACUCGAUAUGAUGCUGCUAUACAGAGGAAUUGGACACACAGGGAUAAAUGCAAAGUCUGGUGGAAAAAUGAGGAUGAAGAAGAUGGGAGUUGGUGGGAUGGCCGAAUUCUAUCUGUGAAGCCCAAAUCUUUAGAUUUUCCAGACAGUCCAUGGGAAAGGUUCACAAUUCAGUACAAGAGCGAUCCCCCUGAAAUGCUUCAACACAGUCCUUGGGAGCUGUUUGAUGUUAAUACCCAAUGGGAGCAGCCCCAUAUUAAUGAUGAAACCAAAAGUAAGCUGCUGUCUGCUUUUGCCAAAUUAGAGCAGUCAGGCGAGACACCGCAGGAUCGAUAUGGUGUCAAAAAAUUGAAGCAACUUUCACAGAGGCCGCAUUUUAUAAACAGGUUCCCGGUUCCAUUAUCUCUAGUAGUGAUCCAGCUAAGGUUAGAAAACAAUUACUAUCGGAGUUUGGAAGCACUGAAGCAUGAUUUCAUGGUCAUGCUUUCAAAUGCUGAAACUUAUGGAAGCAAUUCGGAGCUUAUGGCAAAACUAAGACGCCUAUCAGAUUGGUUCUCACGGACAUUAUCUUCUUUGUAGCUCGUUUGACUACUGAGUUUUAUAGAGAGAUCUAUCAGGAAUGAGGUUGAAGCAGCCCAUCUGUGUUUUGCUGCUUUUCUUCUGUAGAUAUUUCCAUUUCUUGGAAAGUUUCCACCUUACCCCUAUAUUCGUUUUUGGAAAUUGGUUAAUCUUUUGGGUAUUCUUUCUAUAGGGGAAAUAGAGAUCUUAGAGGAACUUUGCUGGUGGUUUGUGUAGAUUUUCCACCGGAUAAUUCAUUCUUGUAUAGACACUCAAUAUCAUCAUUAAUAACAACAAAGAAAAAGAAGCUCCUAACUUCGUGUUUCUGUUGGAAGAUCUGACGAGUACGUUGGGCUUCAUAUAAUAUCUUUAUGCAGGGCUUCAUCAAAAUUUUAUUCAGCAAUGCUUUUUCCCACACGUGGUUUAAUUGCAAUUUUUACCUUUGUUUGAAGGAUAAACUACAGACAUAUACCCUCAAGUUCGACUCUUUUUUUUUUCCCCCACAUAUGUACGGUGAUUACUUUUCAGAAGCAUCAUUUUGCUUGCUAAUAUUGUUGCAAUAACUACCUUUAAUUGGUUAUACGGCAAAAAUAACCAUGAAAAAUCCAUACUUUGAUUAAAAAUACAUGUUCAGUUGAUCAGACCAAACACUGUUUACAGCCCAACACAAAAUCAAUCUCUCCACCUAUGUCCACAGUUGGGGUUGCAGCAAACAAAAAACAGUGUCAUCCCCUCCUCGCCUCUAGCAGUUGCCUG
Molecule: messenger RNA, 6420 nt
Organism: Ziziphus jujuba (common jujube)
Lineage: Eukaryota; Viridiplantae; Streptophyta; Magnoliopsida; Rosales; Rhamnaceae
Exons: 25
Coding region: 400-5685 (1761 amino acids)
Biological process (GO): regulation of cell shape; cytoskeleton organization; regulation of transcription by RNA polymerase II
Cellular component (GO): nucleus
Molecular function (GO): protein binding
Source: RefSeq, a predicted model, not a curated record